GUUUUUCCUUCAGAUAUUGACGAGUGCAGUGCUUCCAUCAGGCCCUGUGACGUCAAUGCAAACUGCCAGAACAGUUAUGGCUCCUACACAUGUUCCUGCAAAAGUGGAUUUUAUGGGAAUGGAAAAACAUGUAUAAAUAAGCCCUAUUUGUUAAUAAUCUUUUAGUCACACUUCUCAGAUUCAGUUUAUUAGUUAAGCUAUAACUAAUUCCUCUCUACGAGUUUUGAUCAUUUCAUCUUUUAUAAAUAGGCUCGCGCUUACUGAUAAAAAACAAAAUUUUUAUCUCGAAAAGCUUGUGACUACCGGUGUAAAGCUUUCAAAGACUUGUUUGACAAAGAGCGAGAAGAUAAAGUAGCAAAAAAUAUACGGUUUAUGAAGCAUGGGAUUAUCGUUUUGCAAUAGUUAAGAACCAUUAUUUACUUCACAUUUUUAAAUUUUCUGGCCGAUUGUGAAUAUCAGAAGGCAAAACCGAGCGAGUGCCCCCCCCCUUUUUGUUUCCUCUGGAAAACUAUAGUUAGAAAGAGAGGCUCUUAAAAUUGCAAUCGGUGUCUUAAAUCCUCCUAGUUAUAUCGAUUUACCUCUGACUCAAAAGGUAGCCUUCAAAGAGUGUCUUAAUGGGGUGAUGGCUUUUACGGCUAACGAUUAAGAUUUUGGCCAAUUUGCAUCUAACUUUUAUAUCUUUUCAUUAUAGUCACCCGAAAGAUUUUACGGAAAGAAAAAUCAGAAAAACAGAAGAAGGGUGAAAUCAUUGCACAAUUCGUUUCAAGCUAUGAAAAGAAUACGAAGCUAACAACUACAAUAUUUCUAUCAUAUGCCAGAAAGACGUAGACAAAAAUUUAAAUGUUCAUACACGAUUAUUAAAAAAAAGAAAGUAUUAGAACUGUUCUUUUAAUGCAGGCUGGACUCUCAUCGCUCGAUUCUCAAACAGCGAUGGCAAGAAUUGGAUGCGUGACGAUGGAUUUUGGUGGUAUAACCGACAAAUUGCCACUGGAACGACAAACAACCCUUUAGUGAACGACGAUAUGAUUUCAACAGCCUUUUGGUCGAUCAGCGGCAGAGAAAUAAAGAUCACGCGCAGUGACGACCCCAGCCACAACCCUUUGUUACAGACCACAGGUAACUGUUUGGGUGGACAAACAUUCCGAUCUAAAAUCACAAGUUAUGGCGACUUUAGAAAUGGCAAGGUCUGGGCCAGUGAUCAGUGUCUGGGAAGUUGUACGGUUCAAUAUGGCGGACAAUAUAAUUCAACAGACGGGUUUCAACAGGCUGAUUGCAAUGGAAACAUCCAGAGCGCUAAGAGGAUCGGCUUCUGGUGUGACUGGGAAAGUGGGGAUGGAGCAGUGGUGAUGAUUGGUGGGGGAGGAAGUAGCUGUGCACGUGCUGAUCAUGGGAUUGGGAUCACAGAAACUAACGAAGCUUCUUUUGUUGACCUGGGAAGCAUUGCCACUGAAUAUGACUUUGGUUACGAUGCUAACAUAAAUAACGCUCCAGCCCAGUCUUACUCGUUGAAUUUGUGGAUCCGUUAG
Pocillopora meandrina is the source of this 1526-nucleotide messenger RNA. Lineage: Eukaryota; Metazoa; Cnidaria; Anthozoa; Scleractinia; Pocilloporidae. The record is from the annotation of a GenBank genome assembly.